AUGCUAAGGUCCAUCCUUUACUGCUUACUUGCAUGGAGCGCCUUGUUUGCACUUUGUGCUACUACGGGCCUUGCUUCAUCACCUUCUCGAGAUGAACAAGUGGAAGGGUUCUUUAGUCAGAGUGGCCAUACCAAUAAUUGGGCAGUGCUGGUAUGCACCUCACGGUUCUGGUUCAAUUAUCGUCAUGUCGCCAACACGCUUUCCAUGUACCGCACCGUCAAACGAUUGGGUAUUCCCGACUCGAAUAUUAUUCUUAUGUUAGCGGACGACGUUUCAUGUAAUCCUCGCAACAAAUAUCCAGCAACCGUAUACAACAAUGCAGCACGUAUUUUGGAUCUUUAUGGUGAUAACGUUGAGGUUGACUAUCGUGGAUAUGAAGUUACUGUCGAGAAUUUCAUUCGCAUGCUUACUGGACGUGUGUCCCCCGAUACCCCACGAUCAAAACGUCUUUUAUCCGAUGAUCGGUCCAACGUUCUUAUUUACAUGACAGGCCAUGGUGGCGAUGAGUUUUUAAAAUUCCAGGAUGCCGAAGAAAUUAGUGCAUAUGAUCUCGCUGACUCUUUUGAACAAAUGUGGGAGAAGAAGAGAUACAACGAAAUGCUCUUCAUGAUUGACACCUGCCAAGCCAACACAAUGUAUAGCAAGAUUUACUCUCCCAACAUUUUGGCAACUGGAAGUAGUCGAUUAGGCGAAAGCUCGUACUCGCAUCAUACGGAUCAUGAUUUGGGUGUAGCAGUAAUCGACGGAUACACUUAUUACAAUCUCGAGUUCCUUGAGAAAAUUGAUAUGACAAGCGACAAAACUUUGAAGAAUCUGGUAAACAUUAUUUUUUUUAAUUUCUUAUUGUGCAACAUAAUUCUAUUGACUGACGUAUAA
Messenger RNA from Zychaea mexicana, 876 nucleotides. Its product is annotated as peptidase C13 family-domain-containing protein. NCBI's taxonomy places the organism in Eukaryota, Fungi, Mucoromycota, Mucoromycetes, Mucorales, Lichtheimiaceae. Gene Ontology annotation, biological process: proteolysis; attachment of GPI anchor to protein; protein localization to cell surface. Bases 1 to 876 code for a protein of 291 amino acids. The record is from RefSeq and is a predicted model, not a curated record. The transcript has 5 exons. Gene Ontology annotation, molecular function: GPI-anchor transamidase activity. Gene Ontology annotation, cellular component: GPI-anchor transamidase complex.